Prorocentrum cordatum is the source of this 2246-nucleotide messenger RNA. NCBI's taxonomy places the organism in Eukaryota, Dinophyceae, Prorocentrales, Prorocentraceae. The record is from the annotation of a GenBank genome assembly.
GCCAUUACAGUACCAUCUGCAUGUGCUGCUAUCGCUUUUCCUCAUCAUCAAGCCAUGUUUGCUGGACCUGGCUAGUCCAUUUUUUGAAACACUCGAUAUCGUUCAUAAUGUUCCACUACUAUGUUCUCCUGUUCGUGCCAAUCGUUUUUUCUACACAUGCAGUCUUAAUCCACCGAAGUGGUCGGACAGGAACCCCCGUCAAUACCGUUGCUGGUACAGUUAUGCUGGACGCGGCCGAGGUGUCAGGGAAUGCACCGUUGUUCAUCGAUGCCUUCUACGACCAUGAGAAGCCAGUAGCCCAUGUUAUCCUAAACAUGAAAUCCUUCGUGGAGCCGACAGCAGAAGCACUUCAAGAGUGGGGAGCUGAGACCGAGUGGACGUGUGAAUGGACGGCACCGAAAGCGAGGCUUCCGAAGACUGUCGCGGUUCUUCGGGGCUAUACAAAUGUGGAUGCGCAUGCUUCCAAACUCGCAGGACUACACCCGCCUCGUCCUGACGAAGGAUUGCGCUUGGCCCGCAAUCAUGGCGGCUGGCCUACUGGAACAGUGGAGGCAUCGUUUAAUGAUAUCAGCGCCGAAGGACCAUCACCUCAUUGGGCCAUUGUCAUCUCAUGCCCCACGAUAUCAGCGCUGAAUGGUUCGUCGUCUGCUCGUCUCAAUCUGAUGGGGAAGCGCAAGGACAAAUGGGUGUUCGAUCGCUUCGGCAUUCCUGUAAGCGAGUCACGAUUUGUAAAACGUGAUGUGGAUUAUGCCAUCUGCACAAUGGUUGAUCGAGGACCCCUGACAAAGGCAGAGUACUUGCAGCCAUGGGCACAUUACCAUUUGAGACUCGGAUUCACGCAACUGUUGGUUUAUGUGGAGGAAAAUGACACGUCUUGGGUUGAGGACGCGAUGAGCAGUUUCAUUCAGAAAGAUCAGGUUACCAUUGUGCCUUUUUACUUUGGCAAAAUAUCAGACAAAAAAGAGUUCCUUACGCAAGGUGCCAUGGAAAGUCACUGCCUUUACCAAGCGCGUGGUAUGGCCAAGUGGAUUGCGCACAUGGACGUCGAUGAAUACUUUGAUUUCAUUCGUCCGGAUGUCAACAUACGCAACUAUACACUUCCUAAGUCGGGUAGCAGCGACGUUGCGCUUGUCGUGAGGAACCAGUUUUGGGGAAUGCUGCCGGAGUCCCACCGUGUGGACGUACCAUACCCAUGCCACCUCAACGGGAAGUCGCAGUAUAUCCAUGAACUCGGACGGAGGAGCAAAGUUAUUAUGCGGCCAGAACAUAUUGAUGCGUUGUUUCCUCACUAUGUCGUCAAACAAGACGGCUAUACCGAGGUUCAUCCAGAUCCAUCAACAGAGUUGCGAUUGAAUCAUUUCAAAUGGUGCGAUUUGUCAGGUCAUGGGUGUUUCGGCACCGAGCAGUCAUCGACGAGCCGUCGUAAGAGAUUGGCGACUGACGACAGCGAUUGGUCAAGGAGGUGUGCACACAUUCUUUCCGAGGGGCAGUAGUGUAGUAGGUUUCCGGGCAUCGCGAAGUGCUCUGCCAGAUAGCCUUUCAGAGUCGUUCGCUCUUUUCGGCAUCCCUUCUCUUCUUUCUCCUCGUUGUGGAUGGGGCUUCCACCUUGCUUCAAGCGUGCCACCGCCAUCGCAGGUGAUUCGGGCUGGUGAUCGGUUUUUGCCAGCAGAUGCGUUGGUCAAUUUCGCUUUGAUGGUGCAGGAGCCGACGUACGCCGCUCGGGCAGUGCACCUUCAAUGGAAAUCGUCGUCAGUUCACAGCAUGGUGCGCGGAUGUGGCCCGCUGUGGCAGCCCACCGCCUCUACACUGCACUGCGGUGCAUGCCGAACAGCCUCUCAGCUUCACCGUUGCAGGCUGGCUGGCGGUAUCGGGAGUCGGGAGUGGCAGGGAGGACGACACAACCACUGGCGUGGAACCUCAUUUGGCGCCGGCAUCCACGCGUUUCUGGAGCAACGUGCGCGUUCUGUAUGGACAUGGUCAUGUGGGCUCCAGGCUGCAGGCGUUGCUCGAUCAUCCGCGUCGGAGCCGCCGCGAUCUCUGUGGCCGUCGCCAAGGGAUUCGUCGCCCUCCUUCCCUGUCGCUCCCCUUCUUCCUUCCCGCCCCACUCUCUCUCUGUCUUCCGUUUUUUUUUCUCCUCUCUCUUUCUCUCUCUCUCUCUCUUUCUUUCUCUCUUUCCCCCCAUUUCUUGAAGGGAGCAAGAACAAUGUGAUGAUAGUUGAGGUCUAUACAACAAUGUGACAGAGCUG